AAGGAGAGGGGCCGGCCUUGCCAGGACUAAAGAGGGAGGGGAGGGGAAAAGCAAGAAUCGCCCACCCCGAUCCCAGGCGGAGGGGCGGGAGCAGAGGGUACCCGACCGAGCGAGCAGCGUCUUGGGCUCUGUGCAUCUCUCUGGAGCGGCGCGGGAAGGAUGCUGGGCCGCAGGAACACGCGCGCGGAACGCGGGAUGCCGCGGGGCUGGACUGCGCUCUGCCUGCUGAGUCUGCUGCCCUCUGGAUUCACAAAUACAGAUAACUCGACGACAAUUGCCACAGAGCCACCUACUUCACAAAUACCGUCAGUUGCUCCUGUAAAUGUGUCCAGGAACAACCAGGAAGUCAUAACACCAACUACUUUUGAAAAAAAUACCACCUUGUACACUGUCUCUCAGGACAGCGGUGGGACCACAGCAGCCAUCUCAGAGACUACAGUCAACUUCACAUCUACCUCUGGGACCACCCCAGUUCUUGGAACCACGAACUCCUCUGUCCAGACACAGACCUCUUUAAUCAUCACAGUGUCUUCCACCCCAGCCAACCUUUCAACUUCAGCAAUGACCUUGGAGCCCAGCAUGUCACAUGGAAAUAUUUCAGACCCCCCAUACAGUAGCACCAGUCCUGUGACAUUUCCCACUAAACCUUAUACAUCAUUUUCUCCUACCCCAAGUACCAUCAAGGGAGAAAUCAAAUGUUCUGGAGUCAAAGAAGUGAAAUUGACCCAAGCUAUCUGCCUGGAACUGAAUGAGACCUCCAGCUGUGAGGACUUUAAGAAGGAAAAUGGAGAGGAACUAAUCCAAGUCCUGUGUGGGAAGGACCAGGCUGAGGCAGGGGCCGGUGCAUGCUCCUUGCUCCUUGCACAGUCGGAGGUGAGGCCUCACUGUCUGCUGCUGGUCUUGGCCAACAGAACAGAACUUUUCAGCAAGCUCCAACUUCUCAAAAAUCACCAGUCUGACCUGAGAAAGCUGGGGAUCCAAGACUUCACUGAACAAAAUGUCGGGAGCCACCAGAGUCACUCCCGAAAGACCCUGAUUGCUCUGGUCACCUCGGGGAUCCUGCUGGCUGUCUUGGGUACCACUGGCUAUUUCCUGAUGAACCGCCGCAGUUGGAGCCCCACGGGAGAAAGGCUGGGCGAAGACCCUUAUUACACGGAGAACGGUGGAGGCCAGGGCUAUAGCUCAGGCCCUGGGGCCUCCCCUGAGGCUCAGGGAAAGGCCAGUGUCAACCGAGGGGCUCAGGAGAACGGGACCGGCCAGGCCACAUCCAGAAACGGCCAUUCAGCGAGACAACACAUGGUGGCUGAUACCGAAUUGUGACUCGGCUGGGUGGGACAAAGCUGGGCAAUGUCCUGGAAGGGGCCCUCCCUGCAUCUGGCCACAGGUGGCCUCCCUGCUGGAGGUGCCACCCCUUGCCUUCUAUCCUUUGCCACUGCACAUCCCCCCAUCCCCAAGGCCAUUCCUGGGGCCCUGCACUGCACCAGAGAGGGGUUCUCUCCACCUUGGGGAGAGGCAGGUAACCCUGCCCCUUAUACAUUCAGCUUCCUGAACCCAGACUCUGGUCUUCCAAAGCACCCCCACCACAAGCCGCCUCUGUUGCGGGUGACCCAGGUCCUCGUUUUUGUCUUUUUCCAGAGGGGUGAGCAGGGAUCCUGAUUUCAAUGACGGUUGGAAAUAGAAAUUUCCAGAGAUAGGAAGAUUGGGUGGAUUUUUUUCUGAAUAAAAAAUGGUGUGUAAAUAAUGUAAUUAAAGUGAUAGUGAAACACA
Molecule: messenger RNA, 1767 nt
Organism: Artibeus jamaicensis (Jamaican fruit-eating bat)
Lineage: Eukaryota; Metazoa; Chordata; Mammalia; Chiroptera; Phyllostomidae
Gene: CD34
Product: CD34 molecule
Exons: 8
Coding region: 160-1320 (386 amino acids)
Biological process (GO): cell-matrix adhesion
Cellular component (GO): membrane
Source: RefSeq, a predicted model, not a curated record